AUGGAGAGUAUUCGAUUAUUAUUUCAAAAACAUGGUGGAAGCGAAUAUUACGGUGAACCUGUAACGCAAUUUCAGCAUGCAGUGCAAGCAGCAUACUGUGCCGAACAAUACGCUCCAAACGAUGCGGAAUUGAUCAUUGCUGCAUUUCUUCACGAUAUUGGACAUUUGUUGGGUGAAAAACAAGAAGAUCUAAUGGGUAAUUUGGGUGUACUUCGACACGAACAUGUUGGUGCGGAAUAUCUUCGUGAGAAGAUCGGCUUAUCAGAACGAAUAUGUUAUCUCGUGAAGAAUCACGUCAAUGCAAAACGGUAUUUAACUCAUGUCGAUAAGGAUUAUUACAAUCGUUUAUCGGAUGCAUCGAAACAAACACUUGUGUAUCAAGGUGGACCGAUGAAUAACGAAGAAGCAGAAGAGUUUCGUUCGCAUCCCGAUUUUGAACUGUGCCUUCGAAUGCGUACAUUUGACGAAGCAGCAAAGGACACUGGUUUCGAUCAAUAUGACGAAAAGGCUGAACAGUAUUGGACUUUAGUCAAGAAGCAUCUGAAAGAGACUCGUAUUGAUUGA
Molecule: messenger RNA, 564 nt
Organism: Adineta ricciae
Lineage: Eukaryota; Metazoa; Rotifera; Eurotatoria; Adinetida; Adinetidae
Source: the annotation of a GenBank genome assembly